AUGACGGGACGGGACGGGACAGGACAGUGUAAGGGAUGUUACUUCGGUGGCCGGUCCUACACCUUGGAGGAUACCUGGCAUCCUGAUUUAGGGGAACCCUUUGGCAUUAUGCACUGUGUGGUGUGCACCUGCGAGCCGCAGAGAAAUCGGAGAGGGAAACCUGCAGGCAAAGUCAGCUGUAAGAACAUUAAGCAUAGCUGCCCCAAGCUUCCUUGUGCUGACCCUAUUGCUCUCCCAGGACAAUGUUGCAAAUCCUGCCCCAAAGCCCCUGCCAAAACCCUGGAGAAAAUAUCUGAGCAGCAGCUGUUUGACAAGAUGGAGUACUUUCAGGAGAGAGAAGAUGGCUUACACAGGAACUACAACGACCGUGCCUACUUCAGCUCGGAGGACUUGAUCCGAGACGACAGCCAGAUAGAUUUUGUGGCGUUGCUGAUCGGGGGCUCAGAUCCGAGGGGGGCUGCAACCAGCGCAGUGGCCAAAGCCAAAUUCACUUUCACACAGUUGCAUCUAAUCUUCUCCAUUAACUAUGAAAGGCUGAGCCAGCCAAUCCGUGUCCGUUUCUUGGAGCCAGAUGGGACUGUCCUUUUUGAACAUCCUGUACAACAGGGCACCAUCUGUGGUAUGUGGCGGAAUUUGCAGAAGGCCUCGAUCCGAAUGUUGAAGGUGGAUCAAAUGCGCAUCACCCUGAUCACCCAGACUCAUCCUGCAGGGCAGGUUCAAGGCCAGAUUGUCAAGCAUCGGGCUCUCUUUGCAGAGACUUUCAGCGCCAUUUUGACGUCCAUAGACCCGACUCACCUUAACAUGGGAGGCAUCGCUAUGCUUACUCUGAGCGACACCGAGAACAAUCUGCAUUUUGUCCUAGUUACUAAGGGGUUUCUGGAGUCGGCAGAAAAAAAAUCGGAUCGGAUCCCUCUAAGGGUGCAAAUCUUACACCAGGACAGCGUUCUGAGGCAGGUUCUGGCUAAUGUCACCUUACAGGACCCCGAUUUUGCAGAGGUGCUGGUCGUAUUGGGGAGUCAGGAGAUGCACUGGCUGGCCCAAGGGCAGCUGAGGAUGACCGCAGAGGUGGAAGGUGGAGUCCGUCGCAAGUUAGCUGGGUACAUCACGGUCCGAAGAAGCUGUGACACCAUACAGAGUGUACUUUGUGGAGCAAAUGCGUUGAUACCCACCCACACAGGGGCAGUGGGCUCUGCCAAGGUUGUGCUACAUGAAAAUGGGACAUGGGAGUAUCAGAUCCAGGUAGACGGAACAGGAAGUGAGGUGAUUGGUGUCACCUUGGAGACCAAACCCCGCCGAAGAAACAAACGCAGCAUUUUGUAUGACAUGACCCACAGCUACAAGGGUGGCAUGGCCAGUGGCUCCUGGACCCAAGCCAGCGGGCGCGAUGCCCACAUGCUGCUGCAGAAUGAGCUGUUCUUGAAUGUCGCCACCAAGGAUUUUGAGGAUGGAGAAUUGCGGGGACAGAUAAACUCCAUGCUCUACAGCGGACUCUGGGCCCGUUAUCAAGAACUUCCUAUCCCUCUGGCUGGGCAAUUUGUGUCCCCUCCGGUGCACACAGGCUCUGCUGGCCACGCCUGGGUGUCCUUGGACGAUCACUGCCAUCUGCACUAUGAAAUAGUGGUGGCUGGCCUGGGCAGGGUAGACGAUGGCACCGUGAGUGCGCACUUGCACGGUUUUGCUGAACUGGGAGAGAUUCACGAGACCAGCCGCCCAGAACACAGGAGACUGUUGAGGAGUUUCUAUGGCACGGAGGCCCAAGGAGUGGUGAAGGACCUGGAUGCGGAAUUCCUUCGCCACCUAGCUCAAGGCACAGCCUUCCUGCAAGUGAGCACCAAAGCAAACCCCCAGGGAGAGAUUCGGGGCAAGGUUCACCUUCCCAACCAAUGCAAGGCAGGGGGCCUCCGGCUGGCUUCUGAAGACCUAGAGAAAGAACCAAGGCCCAAGGACCCCAAAGAGUUGAAGAAAGACCCCAACGCCUGCUUUUUUGAAGGUCAACAUCGGCCCCACGGCUCCCGCUGGGCCCCCGAUUACGACAAGAAGUGUUCCGUAUGUACCUGUCAGAAGCGCACAGUGAUCUGCGAUCCGGUCUUGUGCCAGCCUCUCAACUGCUCUGAGCCAGUCCAUCAAAGUAACCAGUGCUGCCCUGUGUGCCAAGAGGGAAACGAAGAACAGAGAAGAGCCGAGAAAAUCCGAGACAGCAGCGAAGGAUGCUAUUUUGAUGGUGACAAGACGUGGAGACGAGCGGGCACGCAUUGGCAUCCUGUAGUUCCCCCGUUUGGACUCAUCAAAUGUGCGAUUUGUACCUGCAAGGGAGCCACGGGGGAAGUUCACUGCGAGAAGGUGCAGUGCCCCCAGUUGGCCUGCAGUAACCCCAUCCGGGUCAACCCAUCUGACUGCUGCAAGCAAUGCCCAGCCUCGGAGAAGACCUCAUCCCUGCUUUCCGACAUGAUGCAGGCUGACGGCCCCCGAGCUUGCAAGUUCGGGCGGCAGUGGUACAUGCACAACGAGAGUUGGCACCCUACAGUGCCCCCUUUUGGAGAGAUGAAGUGCAUCACCUGCUGGUGCCUGUCCGGGGAAACGCAUUGCCAACGCCAAGAAUGCUCUCUGACUUCUUGCUCCAGGGAAGAAAAAAAGGGAGACUCCUGUUGCACCCAGUGCCAAG
Molecule: messenger RNA, 2662 nt
Organism: Protobothrops mucrosquamatus (brown spotted pit viper)
Lineage: Eukaryota; Metazoa; Chordata; Lepidosauria; Squamata; Viperidae
Gene: CHRD
Product: chordin
Exons: 22
Biological process (GO): multicellular organism development
Molecular function (GO): protein binding
Source: RefSeq, a predicted model, not a curated record